Messenger RNA from Armigeres subalbatus, 1919 nucleotides. RefSeq names its product U3 small nucleolar RNA-associated protein 6 homolog. NCBI's taxonomy places the organism in Eukaryota, Metazoa, Arthropoda, Insecta, Diptera, Culicidae. Bases 79 to 1854 code for a protein of 591 amino acids. The transcript has a single exon. Gene Ontology annotation, molecular function: protein binding; snoRNA binding. Gene Ontology annotation, cellular component: Pwp2p-containing subcomplex of 90S preribosome; small-subunit processome. Gene Ontology annotation, biological process: maturation of SSU-rRNA from tricistronic rRNA transcript (SSU-rRNA, 5.8S rRNA, LSU-rRNA). The record is from RefSeq and is a predicted model, not a curated record.
AUGUGUUUGUUAUCAUAAUCGUCUGUUCCGUUCGUUCAACAGUUUUCACGUGUUUCGAUUUGCAUAUUUUUCCUUAAAAUGAGUGAGUUUAUCGAAAAACGCCGCGAAUUAUCUAUCCAGGAGUAUGAGUUUAUGAAACACCUAAAGCUCUUCACGGAUGAGGAGAUCCAUGGUAUAAAAAACAAGCGGUUCCAACACGAACACAAAGUGGAACGCAGGUCUAAAGAACUGCCGGAUUUCAUAAAUUACAUCGUUUACGAAAACAAUGUUCUGGACUUGUUGAAGGAGCGCCGUAAAAAGCUUCGGGUUCAUAACGGCAGGCACAAUCUAGAGAGUUGUAUUUUCAACCGCAUUCGAACGCUGUACAAGCGGGCUAUAGAUCGCUUCCCGGGCGAGUACCGCUUGUGGACACACUACCUGAGACAUUGCGAGAAGCACAAACUCGAAACGGAGGGUUCCAGAACUUUGGACAAAAUGUUGAACUACCAUGGAGACAAGCCAAAGAGCUGGAUCACGGCAGCGAACUGGGAGUACAAACAAAUGAACAGUAUGGACAGAGCGCGACAUUUCAUGUUCCGGGGACUGCAGCAGCAUCCGGAGUGCAGAGAUCUUUAUUUGAACUUCUUACGACUGCAGCUUCAGGAGGUGGACACAAUUCUAGAUACGGAAGAAGAUAUUGCUAUGCUGAUGGAAGUAGAGAGCUCACCACUUAAGCGCGCCUUGGAAUGUUUGAAAUUGAUUUACGAGCAUUACAAACAUAAGGAUCAAGAUUUGGAGUUUUUCGUUCAGUUAUUAGACAGUCUGAAGAAGUGUGAAGCAACGAAUAGUUUUGCACUAGUGGUACUGGGAGACAUGAAACGGUUGUUUCAGGGCAAGGAACUUAUGUGGAAUACGCUGGCAUUGUUGGAGCUUCGUGGGUCUUAUUUACUGCACGGAACGGACGACGAAGGAAAGAAAAGCGAAAACACAUUCAAAGAAAAUCUUGAAGCUUGUGUUCAAAUUUUUGAGGAAGCUGUUCAGAUACUUCCUACUAAAACAAUGUGGUCUUACUAUAUUGACAGCAUGCUGAAAAUUAACGAAGAUAUGUCGUCACACCAAAAACUUCGUCGUAAAGCCCUAGGAGUUGCCUUCAAGAAAGCUUUUGAGAAUGGUUCUCUCGGUGAAGACAAAUACGUUCAGUACCUCAAGUUAUUAAUCCACACUGAUAAACCCCAGGACGCCUUAGUUAAUGGUGUUUUGGAAAAAGCGCUUGAUGCGUAUCCCAGUUCCGUCAAACUCUGGGAGUUAAAUCUUCUAUAUUUGGCACGUAAACAGGAGCCGUCGGAAAAGUUCGAUAUCGUGUUCAAACAAUCUUUAAUCAAAUGCGGAACAGAUGUGUUGUCCCUUUGGAUUGCUCGUUUCCAGUACUAUCACACAAGAACCGAUUUAUCCGAACGACUGGAGCAAACUUUUAAAGAAGCUAUCAUUCAAUCUCCGAUCGUUUCAACGCACUUCCAACCGCUUUAUUUGGAUUUCCUGGCAAUAACGGAAGACAUCAAUGCAGCCCGUAAACAAUAUCGCCAAAUGUUGCGAAACUGUUGUCCGUGCCUGCAGCUCCACAGAAAAAUGUCACAAUUGGAAUCCAUCCAGGCUCAACCAAACAUUGAUCAGUGGCGUUUAUGUCAUGAGAAUGCCACUCAAUACUUUGGAACAUCGGAAACAUCAGUUUGGAUUGAAUAUAUUUGCUUUGAGAAAGAUGUUGGCAGUCCUAAACAUAUGCCAACCGUUUUUGAAAGAGCAAAAUCUCGGCUGAAUGGCGAUUUGGUGGCCAGGUUAAUCACCGAAUACGAAUUGUUGAGGAAUCCUUCAGCUUAGACAAACAAGUAUAUAUCCAACGUUUAUAUAAUAAAGAAUUGUUUCACAUAAAAUAUAACAAACAA